This is a messenger RNA of Fimicolochytrium jonesii, 929 nucleotides long. RefSeq names its product DNA replication complex GINS protein psf3. Gene Ontology annotation, cellular component: GINS complex. Gene Ontology annotation, biological process: mitotic DNA replication initiation. The coding region runs from base 102 to 668 and encodes 188 amino acids. Lineage: Eukaryota; Fungi; Chytridiomycota; Chytridiomycetes; Spizellomycetales; Powellomycetaceae. The record is from RefSeq and is a predicted model, not a curated record. The transcript has 6 exons.
AUUCCAACGCGAACGACUUUCGGACGUGAAUUCUGGACGGAAAGGUCUGCUGCAAUUCGUAUCGCUUUCCUCACGGAACCACCAUCCCAUCCUACCACACCAUGCCCGGAAACGACUACUGGGACCUCGACGCUAUCAUAGCGGACCACCAGAAAUUACCGUGCUUCUUCCACAACGACGUGCCAGGGUAUGGCUUUCUGGAGGGCAACCACGAGACGGACUUAUCAGCAAACGCAAAAGUAGAGCUCCCAUACUGGCUAGCAGAGCAUCUUGCCGUAAAUGACCACGUAGACCUCGAACUCCCCAAAUGCUUCAAUCAACGCGUCCGCGACGACAUCAGCGCAUCCCCAACCUCCGUCAACCUCAACAGGCUGUGUCCCUAUUACUACCGCUUCGGAGUCAACAUCAUCAACUUGAUCGUCGACGCAGCCCUCCCCGAAGUCCUCUCGCAAGCCUUCAAAGCCCGCCUCCCUUGCAUCAUGGACUACACACAGACGUCAAGAUUACGAACCGAUCGGUCGGAGUUUAUUCAUUCGUUGGAUGAGACGGAGCGGGAAUUGUACAAGUUGGGCCAUGAGACGGUGAUGGAGAUGAUGCAGUGGGAUAGGCGGAAAGCGGUGCGGAUUCAGACGGCGGAGAUUUUGAGUAGAAGGGUUGGACGGCAUUGAUUUCGGGGAUUGAACGGCGUAAAUGGGUGGAUUGGAGGGAUUGGGCACGGAUGCAUGAUGCAUAUCUGGAGCGAUCCAGGCGUAUUUUGUAUACAUAGUUAGGAAGGCGGAGUCCGUACCAUGAAAAGAAUGUGUAUCUACACGCACGAGAGCCACAUCAAUGGUAGAAGAUCCGGACGGGAGGAGUGAAGAGAAGGAUUGUGAAUUGGAACUGUGAAGAAAAGAAGCACGGCUUCAACUAGAUCGGUUCCAAACGAGGUU